AUGGAAAAUAUUAUUCAACAAAAUCCAAUUUUAUCUCAAUCGAAUCAAGAUUCACGAUUAAAUCGUUCAUUAGAAACAAGUCAAGUUGUUGCGGUUGCUGCAUCUAUUAAUUUAAAAAAUCUUCUUUCUUAUCAAGAUGUUAUGAAUGCAAUUGAACGUGAUUAUCAUUUACAUGAAGGACAAGAACGUGAAAUAAUUAUGAAAUUAUGGCUAAAAGGACAAACAAUGAUUGCAAUUUUACAACGUUUUAGAUAUUUAUUACAAGAUCUUAAUAUAGAUGAUAAAGAUUUUUCUGAAGGAUUAAAAAUUUCUAUUAAUACAUAUUUAACUAUUGUUUAUUCAAAAUAUGAUUAG
Molecule: messenger RNA, 354 nt
Organism: Rotaria sp. Silwood1
Lineage: Eukaryota; Metazoa; Rotifera; Eurotatoria; Philodinida; Philodinidae
Source: the annotation of a GenBank genome assembly